Molecule: messenger RNA, 2636 nt
Organism: Schizosaccharomyces cryophilus OY26
Lineage: Eukaryota; Fungi; Ascomycota; Schizosaccharomycetes; Schizosaccharomycetales; Schizosaccharomycetaceae
Product: transcriptional corepressor Tup11
Exons: 3
Coding region: 552-2369 (605 amino acids)
Molecular function (GO): protein binding
Source: RefSeq, a predicted model, not a curated record
GCAAAAUCGCAACAUCCUUGAGAAUUUGUAUUUCAUUGUAAAGGAGUUCUAAAAUCAAUCAGCCCAAAGGUGCUAAUCGCAAUUUCUUAAAACGUUUUAUCAAUAAAUGCAUACUUUUCCAACAGUUUGCAAUGAAAUCCGGUUCUUUUUUGAUGAGAGCGAAGUUAUGUUUCUACUAUAAACUCUGUCAAUCCAAAUAAAAAAUUAAUGAAAAGGCUCUGUUAAAUGAAAAUAAAGGAAUUUCCUACUGCACUAUCUUUUCGAAAAUAAUUCAAAAUUUGCUCAAAUAUAACAAAUGCCCUCCGAUGCUUUCUCAUGCUAUUUCUCUGUUUUUUAUAGAUCUUUGUUUACAAUUUCGUUUCCUGCGUACCAGAUUGGUAUCAAACUUAAGGAACUCUAAUUUGUCUCGUUAUCUGCAAUUAACUAUAGGACUCCGUUACUUUCAGCAACGACGCAGUUAUACGGGUUGAAAUACCAUUCAAUUCGUUUUCACAUUCUUUGAGGAAUUCUUUUGUUUAUUUACUUUUCAAUAUUGACCUUCUGUGUCAAUUAUGGUUUCCAUGGACAAAAGCAAAAAUGUGCAAGAGAUAUUGGAUGCUUUAAAGUCGGAAUACGAUCUCCUGCAUAAAAACGCGCCAAAUACAGAAAGUCGUGCUAAUGAUUAUGAAACUUCAAUGAUUCAAUCCCAAAUUCAAGAUAUUGAGGAUUUUCGUAAAAGUCUGGACGAAAUGAUUGAAAAGCAAAAAGCUAUACGCGAAACUUAUGAAAGGGAGGCUAAUGCGAUCAAACACGAGCUGGAUGCUUUAGGAGUAGAUGCUUUCAAUUCAACGAAGCCCUCUUUCAAUGAACGUAUUAACAAAGACGUUAAGCCUUCUCAACCCUCUACAUCCUCAAAACCACUCAAUACCGUUGAUGCUACUAAAAUACCUUCUAUGCAACCUUUUCCUUCCGCCCAGCAACCUGGUUUUCUUUCCAAUCCAGUUCAUGAUUCUUCAUCCAAUGCUCCCGUUGCGGCGGCUACUGGUGAACACCAAAAUAUUACGCAUCCUGGACAGCAAACGGUCCUUGGUAAUAAUGUAACGAAUAUCUCAGAACCUUCGGUUUACGUGUCUCCUAUUUCCUAUGCCGGUACAUCAAUUCCUCCUCAUGCAGCUGUUCCGGGAAAUACACAGGUAGCUAGCUUACCUGGUUAUUAUGUUGCAAAUCCUGAGCAGCAGCAAAAGCAACAGCAACAGCAACAAUCUUCUCAACUUCAGACACAAGAAAUCCCCAACGCCGCAAAUAGCAUAAGUCAAUAUACCAGUAGACAAGCAUACCAAGAACAUGAGGCCCAUGCCAGAGAUGUAGGACAACCUUCUGCUUAUACACAGAAAAAGUCUCAAUCACCCAGCUGGUAUGUCACUUAUAAUCCAGCUUGCCGAAGAUUAUUCAAUAUCAAUCUCAUUCAUACCCUUGAGCACCCUAGUGUUGUUUGCUGCACCAAGUUUAGUCAUAACGGAAAGUACUUAGCUACUGGUUGUAACCGUGCUACAAAUAUUUUUGAUGUUCAUACGGGUCAAAGACUUUUUACUCUCAACGAGGAUUCUCCAGACCAAUCUCGUGAUUUGUACGUUCGUACUAUUGCUUUCAGUCCUGAUGGAAAUUACUUAGUUACUGGUACCGAAGAUCGUCAAAUUAAGUUAUGGGACCUUAACACACAGAAAGUUCGUUUUCUUUUUUCUGGUCAUGAACAGGAUAUCUAUUCACUUGACUUUAGCCAUAAUGGUCGUUUUAUCGUUUCCGGAAGUGGUGAUCAUACCGCUCGGUUAUGGGAUGUGGAAACUGGUCAAUGUAUUCUAAAGCUUGAGAUUGAAAAUGGUGUUACAGCGAUUGCUAUUUCUCCAAACGAUCAAUACAUUGCGGUUGGCAGUUUAGACCAAAUUAUUCGUGUUUGGUCCGUGUCCGGAACUUUAGUAGAGAGACUUGAAGGUCAUAAAGAGAGUGUCUACUCCAUUGCAUUCUCUCCAGACAGUAAAAUUUUGGUCAGUGGAAGCCUUGAUAAAACAAUUAAAGUCUGGGAAUUACAAUUCGCUCAGUCUGUUGGUCUUUCUGCCAUUAAACCAGAGGGUGUUUGUAAAGCUACUUACUAUGGUCAUUCUGAUUUCGUCCUUUCCGUUGCCGUUUCGCCAGACAAUCGUUGGGCCCUUAGCGGCUCCAAAGAUAGGAGCAUACAAUUCUGGGAUUUACAAACAGGCCAAUCGUAUCUAACAUGUCAAGGCCACAAAAACUCUGUUAUCUCUGUUAGUUUUAGUCCUGAUGGCAAGCAGUUUGCUUCCGGAAGUGGUGAUUUACGAGCCCGUAUUUGGUCAGUCGACCCCGCUAGUCCAUAAAAACAGCGUGCACUGUUGUAAUAUUUUAUGUUGAUUUAAAAUUACUUGAAAAUAGACGCUUUGUCUACUUUUAAGUCUAGAAAAAUGAUGGAAAAUGCCCUUUAAAAAAUGAAAACAAUCAAAGGUACAACUGAUCACCAAAGAAAAUAUGGUAAUAGGUUUGGAAUCAAGUCUGUAUUAUGCAACGGUUCUGUUUAAUACUCUUUUGUAACUAGUCAGCUAGCAAUGUAUAUAAUUUUUGGUUUGAUUACGCUUACAUGAAAUUCC